Molecule: messenger RNA, 1418 nt
Organism: Oryza sativa Japonica Group (Japanese rice)
Lineage: Eukaryota; Viridiplantae; Streptophyta; Magnoliopsida; Poales; Poaceae
Product: 2-hydroxyisoflavanone dehydratase
Molecular function (GO): hydrolase activity
Source: RefSeq, a predicted model, not a curated record
AUUGAAGGGGCCAACCGCCAACGUGGCCCACGUGGAUGUGCCACAUGAUCGUUUAGACUUUUCAGUCUCACGUGAGCCGUUCGAUUCUACAUUUGACGGUCUCGAUUGAAACGGCUCAAUGCUGCGCCGCCGACGUUGUCUCGCGGCGGCGGUGGCGGCUUCUUCGGCGGCCACCUCGAUUCUUCCAGAAUCCAGAUCCAAGUUUUGAAGUGGAGUACUCCACUAGUUCGAAUUUGUCCGAGAUCUCCCGGCGCCAUGUCCGACGCUGGGGCUGGAGGCGACAGCGACGAGGUCAUCCACGACGCCCCCAACUUCAUCCGCGUGUACAAGAGCGGCCGCGUCGAGCGCUUCCUGCGGAUCGACUUCGCGCCGCCGUCCACGGACGCCGCCACCGGGGUCUCCUCGAAGGACGUCGUCGUCGUCCCGGGGGACGGCGUGUCGGCGCGGAUCUACCUCCCGUCGACCCCCGCCAGCGGCUACGGGCGCAGGCUCCCCGUCCUCGUCUUCUUCCAUGGAGGCGGCUUCUGCCUCGGCUCGGCGUUCGACGCCGCGACGCACGGUCACGCCAACCGGCUCGCCGCGCGGGCUGGCGUCAUCGUCGUUUCGGUGGAGUACCGCCUCGCGCCGGAGCGCCCGGUCCCCGCGCUCUACGACGACGCGUGGGCGGCGCUCCAGUGGGUGGCCUCGCACGCCGCGGGUGAGGGGCAGGAGCCCUGGCUGACCGCCCACGCCGACUUCGGGCGCGUCCACGUCGGCGGCGAGAGCGCGGGCGCCAACAUCGCGCACCACGCCGCAAUGCGGGCCGGUGCCGAGGAGCUGGGCCACGGCGUGAAGGUGAACUCGCUCGUCCUGAUCCAUCCCUACUUCCUGGGCGGCGACGGCGAUGGCUACUCCGAGUCAGACGAGAUGGGCAUGGCGUUGCUGCGCGAGCUGAUCCGGCUGUGGCCGGUGGUCUGCCCAGGGACGAGCGGGUGCGACGACCCGUGGAUCAACCCGAUGGCGGAUGGCGCACCCAGUCUGGCCGUGCUGGGAUGCCGUCGUGCUCUGAUUUGCAUUGGAGGGAAGGAUGCAAUGAGGGAUAGAGGAAGGCUGUAUUGUGAGAAAUUGAGGGAAUGUGGGUGGCGAGGGGAGGUGGAGAUCUGGGAGGCAGAUGGGCAGGGCCAUGGCUUCCAUCUCUUGUGGCCGACAUGUACUCAGGCGGAGGCACAAUUACGGGUCAUCGCCGAGUUCCUGAGCCAUGGAUGAGAUCUCUGGACUAUGUUGUUCCACUACUGCACACGAUAUGUCCAUUGUUCAAAUAGAAUUGGAUAUCAAAGUACAUUAUCAGUUCUGACUUCUGAGUUCUUACAAAUGUUUGCUUUCAACAUUGUUUUUCAGGACAAUGUUCUACUAGCCUAUGAAGUUCAUAUUCAGACUCA